UUGCGUAUAUAUCGAUCAGUACGUACGUCUCUCUACCACCUUAAAAUAUAAUGACCCAUCGUAUCACGUCCGACGUCGUACUCCUAUGAUUAAAGCAGCACCCAACGCCCAAUUUCAUUCACGCAAACAAACCUACCUGCUAAUCCAAACUCUCUCUCUCGAUCUCCUCCUUCAGUUCUAACGUUUCAUUUGCUGAGUUGAGUUGCUGUUUCUGGUCGCCAUCCAUCUUCAACUCGUUUGCUUCGAAGGAAGGAUUAAAUGGAGACACCAACCAAAAUGCUGGGCUGUUUAUUUUUUUGUGUUGCCUUGAUUGUUGGCCCAACAAAAGCCGAUAAGAACGUUACCAUUACUGUGAUCAAAAGUGCUGUGGCUGAUGGAGCCGUGUGUUUGGACGGAAGCCCACCCGCUUACCAUUGGGAUGCAGGCAGCGGUUCUGGUGCCCGCAAUUGGCUUGUUCACCUGGGAGGAGGAGGGUGGUGUAUAAACAGCACCAUAUACGAGAAUCACACAGAGGCGUACGCCGGCAGCUGCACUGAUCGCGCCAAAUCGGACGUGGGAUCUUCCUUCUACAUGCGUGAUUUCCUGUUUAAGGGGAUUUUUAGUGAUGAAAAAAACACAACUUACUUCUAUAACUGGAACCGGGUCGUCGUAAGAUAUUGCGACGGCGGGUCAUUCUCCGGCGAUGUCGACCAACCCGAUCCGGAAACUAAGCUCUUCUACCGAGGGGCAAGAAUAUAUAAAGCCGUCAUUAAUGAGUUAAUGGCCACGGGCAUGAAAGAUGCACAAAAUGUGAUCCUUGCUGGAGGUUCCGCAGGGGGAAUAGGUGCAAUGAUUCAUUGCGAUCAUUUUCGAAGCCUAUUCCACCCCACUGUGAACGUCAAGUGCUACGCUGAUAGUUCAUUUUUUCUGAAACUGAGGAAUCCCCUGGAUGCCCAGUUCUUGAAAACUGUUUUUGGCAUAGUUGUUGAAUUACAGCAAAGCGCCAAUGCACUACCGGCCGAGUGCAUAUCCAAAAGAAGUGCAUUAUCGUGCUUCUUUCCAAAACACUUGGUGAAGUACAUAAAAACCCCAAUUUACUUUUUGAAUUCGGCCUUUGAUUCAUAUCAGAUACGGACUGCCUUCUCUGAAAGCUUACACGACCGGAUACUGUAUCAAAAGGAGACUCCAAGUGAUAUGAAAUUGCUAAAAGAUUUCAGGCAACAGCUGAUAAAUGCAUUGCCUACUCCGUCGGCCACUAAUGGGUAUGUGGUAACUUCCCAGUUUGGCCAUUCCUUCGGUCCCAAUCAGAAGGGCUUGAAGGUACCCAUGUUUCCCCAAAACACAAAGUCAAAGACACUAGAGGAGGCGUUGGUUCAGUGGUUCUUUAAUGAAGGAAGGUUUCACAUUGUUGAUCCGAACGAUGAGCCAUUCUGCAGGAAUGCUACAGCUCUUUGAGUGGUUCUUUGUUAUGGUGUUUUUCAAUUGUCAUCUUUAAAUGAAGACUACUUGAAUAUUGAUAUUGCAUUAAUUACCUCUCAGUAGCUAAUUUAAUUAAUUCAGAAAUUUUUGCAUAUUUUUAUUAGAAUUUCCACUCACGAGACACAUGCAAUUCGUAAUUAUAUAUUUCUUGUGAAUGAUCAUGAUUCAUGAAUGAUACCAUAUCAUGACAAUGGGAAAUAA
Messenger RNA from Cuscuta europaea, 1659 nucleotides. NCBI's taxonomy places the organism in Eukaryota, Viridiplantae, Streptophyta, Magnoliopsida, Solanales, Convolvulaceae. The record is from the annotation of a GenBank genome assembly.